Molecule: messenger RNA, 5669 nt
Organism: Anguilla anguilla (European eel)
Lineage: Eukaryota; Metazoa; Chordata; Actinopteri; Anguilliformes; Anguillidae
Gene: tmcc2
Product: transmembrane and coiled-coil domain family 2
Exons: 5
Coding region: 466-1902 (478 amino acids)
Biological process (GO): amyloid precursor protein metabolic process
Cellular component (GO): endomembrane system
Source: RefSeq, a predicted model, not a curated record
CAACCCCCUCCGCCAUGCUUCGAGACACAGCACUGAUGCGGAUGAGCAGACCAGUUUUUUUCCCAUCUGUUGGAGAUAGAGCGAGUGAGAACGAGUAAGCUAGACAGAGAGAGAGAAAGAGAGAGAGAGCAAGACGGAGGAAGAGAGGGAGGGAGGGAGGACGAGCUAGCGGUGCUCAGAGACACUGCAACCAUGUUAGCUGUAAACAAUGGCACAUGAGGUGCUAACAGACACAGUGGAAGACAGAAGAAGAGGUGUGCUUUUUUUCGGGGAGGGGAGUCUCGUGUGAUUAUGGGGGACAGAGGGAGAAGGAUGCGCCCCACGGACAGACCUCCUCGACCCGCGGCAGUCCGGGAUUCAACGGCAUGCGCAUGAGAGUUUGGACUAGCCGGCCUUCCCGAACUCCGCCCGAUGGGACUCCACGGGACCUGAAGAGGGACGGUUCGAGACGAUCCAGCGGCGGCGAUGGCCACUGACCCCCCGCGCCCCGCCUCUCUGUCCUCCCCGCACCAGCCGCCGGACAAGGGCGAGGCGGCGACCCUGGGGCUGCCCCCCCCCGCCGCCGGCGGCCAUGGCGGCUCGGACGGCAACGUCAGCCUGGAGGCGGGCGAGGCGCCCGCCGACCCGCAGCGCACGCGGGCCGCCAUCGACCACCUGCAGCAGAAGGUGCUGAAGGUGACGGAGCAGGUGCGCGUGGAGCAGGAGGCGCGCGACGAGAACGUGGCCGAGUACCUGAAGCUGGCGCACAACGCCGACAAGCAGCAGGCCGCCCGCAUCAAGCAGGUCUUCGAGAAGAAGAACCAGAAGUCGGCGCAGACCAUCGCCCACCUGCACAAGAAGCUGGAGCACUACCACAAGAAGCUGAAGGAGAUCGAGCAGAACGGUCCCGCGCGGCAGCCCAAGGACGUUCUGAGGGACAUGCAGCAGGGCCUGAAGGACGUGCGGGCCAACGUGCGGGCGGGGAUCAGCGGCUUCGGGGGCGGGGUGGUGGAGGGGGUGAAGGGAGGGGUGUCGGCCCUGUCCCACACGGCCGUGGUGUCCAAGCCGCGCGAGAUCGCCAGCUUGAUCCGCAACAAGUUCGGCAGCGCCGACAACAUCUCCCAGCUGAAGGACACGCUGGAGGACCCGCUCCCCGAGGACACGCCCCGGGCGCUCAGCGGCAGCGCCACGCUGGUCUCCAGCCCCAAGUACGGCAGCGACGACGAGUGCUCCAGCGCCACCUCUGGCUCCGCCGCCGGCAGCAACUCCGGGGCGGGGGCCGGCCUGGGCCUGGGCCCGCCCAUGGGCAGCCCCAAGGCGGCCGCGCUGGAUGCCCAUCACCCCGGCUCCUGGGACCCCCUGCUGGAGGCCCUGCGGGAAGUCAAGGCCAGCCAGGGGCACCUGGAGGACGCCAUCGAGGACAUGAAGGCCCAGCUGCAGAGCGACUACUCCUACAUGACCCAGUGUCUGCAGGAGGAGAGAUACAGGUACGAGCGUCUGGAGGAGCAGCUCAAUGACCUGACGGAGCUACACCAGAAUGAAAUGACCAACCUCAAACAGGAGCUCGCCAGCAUGGAGGAAAAGGUGGCCUACCAGUCCUACGAGAGAGCGAGGGACAUACAGGAAGCGGUGGAGUCCUGCCUGACGCGCAUCACCAAGCUGGAGCUGCAGCAGCAGCAGCAGCAGGUGGUGCAGCUGGAGGGGGUGGAGAACGCCAACGCCCGGGCGCUGCUGGGAAAGUUCAUCAACGUCAUCCUCACCCUGAUGGCCGUGCUGCUGGUGUUCGUGUCCACGCUCGCCAGCUUCAUCACGCCGCUGAUGAAGACGCGGGCCCGGGUCGGGGCCACCCUGCUCCUCGUCUUCCUGCUGGUCUCGCUCUGGAAGCACUGGCCCUACCUGGAGCAGUGGCUGGGGUACAGCUGAGCGCCUGGCUGCUCUGCGGAGAGGCACACCUUCACUCACGGGAGGGGUAGGGGGGUUUGGGGGCUUGUCUGUGGAUCCUCUCGCGUCCUACCUGUGGGUUUACAGUUUUCGUUCCUUGGGCUCUUUUACCAGGAAGGCCAGUGACACGUUUGUGAGAACAAAAAAAUGUGGCCUUCAAAGAAUAUACACGACAAACGACUCCUUUAAACUUCAUCUGUGAACAUGCCCUAGGUGGGGGGCAGAAAGGUCACAAAACAUGGCAGAACAAAGGAUUGGUGUGCCAGACCAAUGGGCAUUUGGUAUCAAGGCUGAGACUGAGAUGAAGCAAGCGGCUGUCCGUACGGUUACUUGGCAACCUUCAGUACUUCUCAUAGCACCGCGAAGAAAAAAAAAAAAGCCUGUGAUUGCAGAACAAUGGUACUUACCACAAAAACAUUUUUGGUAAUGAUAUUUUUUUUUCCCGAUCAGCUAGUUUUUCCAAUUUUGUUUAUUGACAGCAUGAGCACUGUGUCACUGAAAAGGUACUUUCAUAUAAUUACAGAUUCUGUUAGUUACAAUGAACAAAGAAACUGUAGUUUUUGUGAUAGCACUGGGCAUUCAGCUCUCUGAGAUCAACGCCUACAUUUUCCUCAUUUACACCUAAUCUGCUGACUUAGUAAUGCCUGCAAAACACACACACACACACACAGCAAUUAAGGUCUGCCACAAAACUCUGACUAAUGCCCCAUGAGAACUGUAGUGCUGUAUCUUCAGAUUGUUGUUCUGGCAAAAUGGCUUCCACUUCAAAGGAGCAGACUGUUUUCAGAGGUUUCCGGUACUACGGAUCACGCUGACGCCAAUAAGCAAAAUGCAUACAUACGCAUGAGAUGUAAUUUUACCUGAAUAAGCAGGAAAACCGUAAUAAAAUCUAGUGAACUUACUGCUUUUUUGGCCAGCAAGCUGAAACUCAGUUGCCUGCAGAGAAAGACACAGUUUAAGCCUGAAUGCUUUAUUUUAAAUCUCAAACAUAUUGCCUUGCUUUGUUUCUACAGCUAAACAGCAAGAUUAUUUUUUAAAUAAUAAAAUUGGAUUAAUUUUUUCACAGGAGAAAGCAAAAAUAAUCGGCAUGUUGAUGUUUUCUAAUAACUGUAUAUUAAAGAGCUUUUUUUGACCAGACAAUAAUUCACUACCGCAAUUUAAAAUUGCAAAAAAACAAUAAUCAUUCAGUUUGACACAACUGUAUUUGUUUACGACAAAGGUAGUGUAGUGUAGAAUUUAGAUGACUUGAAUUUUUUCUGAUACUUCGAUAGAUUAACCACCAAUGCAGCCUCACUUCUCAUCUGUCUGACUGUGUCAUAGUCUCUAUGCUCCAAAUCACUACCAUUGUGAUGUUUCAUUGAUCCUUUGCAGUGGGUUAUUUCAAUACCCUCAACAGAGCUAAUAUCUGUAAUAGUCGUCUAUGUCGUUUGCCUGGGUCUGACGUUCUAUUCAGUGACUGCUGCUGUGUACUUCAGACAGAAAACCUCGGAGAGUGCUUUUGUGCUGUUGUCAACUGGAAUUCGACAGAGCUUUAAACAAGUUAUCUCUUUUUGUUGUUUUUAAAAACUAUUUUAUUUCUGUGUGUUGUGCAUUUGCCUUUAAUUUUUUAAAAAUUCAAUUUACCUGUUUUUGUAAAUUAAUUUUCCCAUUCAAAUGCAAAUGAAAAAAAUUGCCCAUGCUAUUACCUUAACGAACAAUGCCUGGCUGAAUUUAAUAUUUAAAAAACACUUCAGGAGAAUCUAGCAAUGCUAAUGAAAAAUAACGCAAUAAUAAAAUUAAUCAAGCGCAACUUUGCAGACAAAAUGCGUUUCAACAGCAACAGUAAAUAUCUUAUAACAAAGAACAACUUAUUGUAGACAUGAAGUAUUCUUUUGUUAAAUGAUUUUAUACAAUUGACUCACACCGAUAACUUGAAACAGUUAACCGUUUCUCUGUAGAUACUUCUGUUUUAUAAAUAUUAUAAAAGCAUAAAGAAAUACACCUCUAUGAAAUGAAAGUUGGAGAGACGCGGGAGUAAGAGAUGCCAGUAUGGGACUUCGGACAUCAAAAGCAAUUUCCAAACAAAGGUUUUUGGCUGGAGAUAUAUAUGAUUCAUGCAUGGGUUCAAUACUCAUAGUUUACUGUGCCAUUCCAAUCCCAGCUUUGGCUCAACAUCAACAGCACAGAGCUACGGGCAAAUUCUUCGGAACAGCAGACCAGGGGUAUAUAUGUACCAGUGGCAUUCUGAUAAAUUCUGAUACAAUUCACAGACGGCAUAUGCACUUUAGGAUAUUUAUUCGACAAGAUUUACAUCUGCCAAGAUGAAAUCCACGUGUGCUGGGGUCAAAUUUAAGGCACUAGAACUAUGGCAAGGAUUUGAUUGUGUUUAGUCCAAACCGAAUUGUUUUAACCAGUUGAAAAGGCCACAUGGAGACUUCUCUUCUGUAGUACUGACUGAUGUCAUUCGGGUAUACAUAACAUAAAACAGUGACGAGAACAGGCCAUUAAGUCCAACAAUGUUCGCCAUUUUCCCACCACCAAUGGGUACAUAGUGAUCACAGUACACUGACUCACUAGAUAGUAUUUAUCUAGUUUGCAAAUGCAUAAAUGCACUUCAGUCUCCAUGGAUGCAAAACCUGAUUGGGCAAAUGAGCAAGGGAAGGUUGUGUUUAUUCAUGAAACUUUUAAGGUAACAAAACUGAAGAGUUCUUUGUUUUAGCACAGUAUUUUCAUGAGGUACUCUCAAAUGGCAUUUUAAUAGCAUUUUUUCUUUGCUCCACUGUUGGUAUACUAAACUGGACUCAUGUGGACUCAGUUUGCAUUACGUUGUAAUUUUCUUUCUAUUUGAGCUGUCUUGUCCAUCAUCUUUCUGAUAAGUGAAUUAACUGGCAAAGAAUGUUUGUUCUAGGGUGCAGGCGGACAGGGAAACAGAAUUUGUAUGGCUAAAAUGUGAAUACGACAGAUUAUGGAUGCUGGUGCUUUGCUGUGGAGCAGAAAGGUUGUCUGUACUCGUUGAUAUCGGAAACCUUCAAUAUUCGGGGGGAAAAGGCGGUUUCUUACCUGCUGUGGUCUAAUGUAUAAUAGCAGGCCAUAACACUGACCUUGGAUUGUCCUCUAAAAAAAAUGCUAAAAAACAAUCUCUUUUGUAUAUGCUUAAGCGCAUCCAACUAAAUGCUUAAGUUAGAGGUUAGAGGUUCAAUUUCUCCACAGAGAGCUUGACAUUAAUUUGAAGCUGUAAAGGGAAGUACAAGUAAACCCAAUGUUAACUGUUGAUGCAUAUUUUGCACAGUAUCUCAUAUGUAUACCCACACACACACACACACACUCACGCACGCCCAUACACACACACGCGCACACACACUGUAACAAGAAGCAAGCAUGAAUAGAUAAUGAAAAGACUGAAUGUAGCCAAAAAGAACAGAUUUUUUUUUUUUUUUUAAAGCCUGGUUGAUGAAUGGCGGUUGAACUACUCAUGCAGAAGCCUGGUAAACAGAUUGCUUUUAAUUGCACGUGGGACCGAGCAAUGUGAACAUAGGAAUGUGUUAAUGUGUGUCUUACCUGGGAUUACCUGAAAAGAAGCAGGGCAUUUUGCUGUAUUUCUUACACAAAAGCACCCCCUAGUGGUUAAUUUACACAAGUGUUUUGUGUCAAGUGCUUGGUUAAAAGAUUUUUGUCUGGAUCACAGAAUUCUGUUAAAACCAUACAUUUCAAAAAAAUGUCAUUUUCAAGCUGUAGUUGAGGCAAUAAAAAAAUGCAAGUUUACUCUUUAA